Mobula hypostoma (lesser devil ray) is the source of this 14318-nucleotide messenger RNA. RefSeq names its product F-box protein 42 (gene fbxo42). The record is from RefSeq and is a predicted model, not a curated record. Gene Ontology annotation, cellular component: SCF ubiquitin ligase complex. Gene Ontology annotation, molecular function: protein binding; ubiquitin-like ligase-substrate adaptor activity. The transcript has 10 exons. NCBI's taxonomy places the organism in Eukaryota, Metazoa, Chordata, Chondrichthyes, Myliobatiformes, Myliobatidae. Bases 173 to 2338 code for a protein of 721 amino acids.
UCUGGCGGAAGAUGGCGGAUCUCGGAGAGUGAGAGCGGGAGUCGCCGGGAGGCCAGCGGCGGAAACACGGAAGCGCCGAAGGGGCACGGCAGCUAUCGGAAGCAGCGACCCUUAGCGCGCUCAACAGCCGGCGCCAGGGGGAGGGGGAGCGAGCUCGGCCGAGUGGCAUGAGAUGGCCAGCUCAUCGGACAGUGAGGAUGACAGUUUUAUUGCCAUGGACACAGAAGAAGUACUGGAUGGGCCCAUGGAGCAGGACGAAGAAGCUCACGUUGAAUUAGAAGUUGAGGAACUGAGACAUAACCGCUCAAUGUUAGAAUUGCCUGAGGAGGUGCUGGAAUACAUCUUGUCCUUUUUGUCUCCAUAUCAAGAGCACAAAACAGCUGCUCUUGUUUGUAAACAGUGGUAUCGACUCAUUAAAGGUGUGGCUCACCAGUGUUAUCAUGGUUUUAUAAAAGCUGUUCAGGGAGGAUAUAUUCAAUGGGAGAGCCGAACCUAUCCAUAUCCUGGGACUCCAAUUACCCAGCGCUUUUCGCACAGUGCUUGUUACUAUGAUGCCAACCAGUCUAUGUACGUCUUUGGGGGUUGCACUCAAAGCAGUUGUAAUGCAGCGUUCAAUGACCUCUGGCGGCUUGACCUCAAUAGCAAAGAAUGGAUCCGACCUCUGGCUUCAGGUUCCUAUCCAUCUCCAAAGGCUGGAGCUACACUAGUUGUGUACAAGGAUCUUCUGGUGCUGUUUGGAGGUUGGACUAGACCAAGUCCCUACCCUCUGCAUCAACCUGAAAGGUUUUUUGAUGAAAUACAUACUUACUCGCCUUCUAAAAACUGGUGGAACUGUAUUGUCACAACUCAUGGACCCCCUCCAAUGGCUGGCCACUCAUCUUCUGUAAUAGGAGAUAAAAUGAUUGUAUUCGGAGGUUCAUUAGGCUCUCGACAGAUGAGCAAUGAGGUCUGGAUUUUGGAUUUGGAGCAAUGGGCCUGGUCUAAACCGGCAACUUCGGGUAACGUGCCUCACCCGAGGGGUGGGCAGUCCCAGAUUAUUAUUGAUCAUGAAACUAUUCUGAUCCUGGGAGGUUGUGGAGGACCCAAUGCACUGUUUAAAGAUGCAUGGCUGCUACACAUGAACAUGACCCCUUGGACGUGGCAACAGCUAAAAGUGGAGAAUGAGGAGCAUGGAGCACCAGAGUUAUGGUGCCAUCCAGCCUGUAGGGUUGGUCAAUGUGUGGUAGUGUUCAGCCAGGCUCCCAGUGGUAGAGCCCCUCUGAGCCCCAGCUUACAUUCCCGGCCAUCUCCUAUCAGUGCCACACCACCGGCCCUUGGCGCAGAAAUGAGAGAACAUCGUUCACAAUCCCCUGUACGGAGUACUGAUGAAGUUCCCUGUGUGAAUGGACGUUGGGGCACAUUGAGGCCAAGGACGCACAGGCCAGCUGCAUCCAGUUCUCGGGAAGGCAGCCUAUCUCCAGCGAAAGGAGAAAGGUCACCAGUGUUAAAUGGUGGAACAUUAUCCCCAGUAUCCUUAUCUGGUUCUUUGGAUAGCCCAGUGCAGCCGGGAUCUCCUAUCCCAUCAUCUGUGGUGGAAGGAUAUGAUCUUCGAGGUUCAAUUGGAGGACUUCCCCAUGUCAUGAGACAAAGCACAGCAGCGGAACAGAAGGCUGAAUCAGGAUUAGAUUCAUAUAGGUCCCAGGAUUUGGUAAAUUGGGAUUCAAAACCCUCUUCCAGCCAUGGAGUAGAAGAUAAUGGGACAAGUCCAGGAACUGAGAUUAGUGUUGGGAAUGUUUCAGAGCAAACAAAUGGAAUUCACACACCACCUCAUGUUGCGACUGCUUCUCCGGGCCCAGUUUCACCAGGAGCACUCCGAAGAGGGCUGGAGGCAGUGAGGGAUUUCUUACCGCAAAGUUCGAUAUCCGCCGUGCCAGCAAGCUCAAGUUCGGCUCCUUCAUCUGUGUUGCCCGGAAAUCAUGGUCAAAGUUCAAACAGUACUGAUGCACCACAACGUCCUGCACCUGCCCAGGCAGAUGGACAUGCUCUGCCACCAAUUGCACGUCGAUUAGGCCACCACCCACCUCAGUCUCUAAAUGUAGGCAAGCCCUUAUACCAGAGCAUGAACUGCAAGCCAAUGCAAAUGUAUGUGUUGGAUAUAAAGGAUGCAAAAGAGAAGGGAAAAGUUAGUUGGAAAAUUUUCAACAGUGGCUCAGUCGUAGGCCCGCCGGAAACCAGCCUCCACACAGUUGUGCAAGGAAGGGGAGAACUGAUAAUUUUUGGAGGACUGAUGGACAAGAAACAGAAUGUGAAGUACUAUCCAAAAACCAAUGCAUUGUAUUUUGUGCGAGCUAAGAGAUAAUGCACCGCCUGCAGGUAUUUCACAUUACCUGACGCACACCCAUAAGCUGUGAAUUAAAAAAAAAGAUUUAUCUGUAAAACUACUCUGGAAGUGGUUUAAAGUUUGCUAGUUAAAAAUUUUACUCCAUUCCAGUGAGUUGGUUAUAUUCAGACUUAUCUAUCUUAAUUUGAUUCUCGCUAUGUUCUCGAAAGCUUCUGCUGCUUUCAAUACUGAUCGGAUAAAGAAGUGGUGCGUGAACACUUCCUGUUGCGGUAACUUGUGUGGUAUGCUACAAGUUAGCAAACUUGCUUUAGCUAGGUGAGAUCUUACUAUAAACAACUACCGUUGCAUUGGCAGGGCACAGUGAGUCUGCAGGAGUACGUCGUGCCUUGUUUGAAGUUACAACUUCAAACAGGAGGAAAUGCCCAGUUCAUUAAUACGGGCAAUUUUGUAAUUCAAUAAUGUGGUUGCAAACUUCAGUCUGUCCUGUGACAUUUCUUUACCAAAUCAGCUAAUUGACAUAAACCAUUAAUCCAAGAAUUGCACAUGCUGACCCCAAAGCCAGCUGAGUUGACACAUUCAUACAGGUCCGUGAAAGGUGUUGUAAAGCAUUUCAAUUUUCUUUUAUUGCAGUUUGUCACUUAAUUUAUUUUUUUAAAGAGAAAUGAUGUAGGUAGUGUAUCAAGAGAAAAGUUUAAGUAUGGACUCAAUUAUUGUACUCAUUCCUCUCCAGAAGUCGAGGUAUACUUGCCCAGCUAAACAUUGAAUAGCUCAUACCUUGUUGUACUUUUCCAUGUUGGGAGGAAAACACUAAACUUCAUUGCUUACAAGGACAUCUGUGUAUCUAUCCUAUUAUUAUCGGGAGACAGAAAACCAAGCAAUAUUAGUGUUCCUGAUGAAGAUGCAAAAUUGCCGUACAGCCGAGUCUACUGCCCAUUAGGAUAAAUUCAGGAUAAAAGGAGGCCUUCUUUGUUACUGACUGAGUGUGGUAAUAUUCAGUUAGAUUGUGCAGAAAUUCAAUGUUAUAUUAAAGUCUGCCUGUUGUCUGUCAUGGUAAACUGCUUUAUUUCAGUUCAGACAGAACAGAAACUGUUAUUUCUGUAUAUUUAAAUAUCAGAGAGCUAAUUGGUUCAGCUGUCUUUGGGAGCAUUUCCCAUUCUGCUGAUGUCAAUUAACUUUUUCAGUGUCAUAAGUAUUCAUUAGGAGAUGACUUUUUCUUUUGUGAAACACGUAUUUUACUUUUUGACUUCUGUUUUUCAAUUAUAGCUAUUAAUUGGCAUCAUGCAAUGGCCUUGUUCACCAGUUUUAUAGUGGUGUCUGUUUACACCAUAAACAGUGGAUGUGGUAUUGAAGUCACAUUGGAAUUUGCUUGUAAUUUCUUUUAUUCACCUAUUGCAUCAUCUAAUUUAUAAUUGCCUCCAGUAAUUGCCUGAAAGGCUAAGCUGCCAUGAAGAAAUGGGUAUUGAGCUGCAAAUCUGGAUUAAGGGCAUUUCUUGAACAAUUUUCUUUGUUUAUUUUAUUAUUUUAGUGCUGAUAUUGCAUUCUCCCUCAGACACCAUGUCAGUCUAACUUGCUGACAUUUUAUUGCCAGCUGCUGUUUCUGUUACAUUGCUUUUAGGGUUGCCAGUAUGGUGAGUUGCACAUGUAAUUUCCCACAUGUAUGGGAAAUUGCCUGUAUAAUUGUGUUGUAUUUUGGGUAGCAGCCAAGGUGAGUCUGCAAAGGAGAAAACCAAGACAGAAUUAACCUACCUCUGCUCUAGGCUGUAUAGUGUCCUUGCAGCUACUUUGAAUGCUAAGAUAGUCUUGCCUCCUAAUUUUACUUGCUCACCCUGUCUCCAUUUUCAAGUUUCGGUGGGAGGACAGGUAACAACAUUGAAUUCCAGCUCUUGUACCGUAGUGGCUGUAUUUCGGACUAAAGAUGAAAUUGAGGGCAUGUGUGUUCAAUCCCCUCGCUGUAAUGUAUCGCGUCUUCUAAAGUGAGACAAUUUGUGGGGGAAAAAUUGUCUUCUUGUUUCGUUCACCUUAUUACUUGUUUAAAUGUAACAAACUGCUGAUUAUAAAGGAUGCAGGAGCUUUUGUAAGAUUUAGUCAAGAGCUGUAAAAAGCAGAAAUUGCAUCUUUUCAGACUGAAUGGCAGCAAAUGCAAGCCAUCAGUUAAAGAAUUUGCUCCAGGAUCUGGGGGCUAGUGACUGAAGAUUGUAGUUUUCAAAUUAGAACUCAUGGUCAUCUUGAAUUUUGAUGGACGAGGUUUCGAUUACUAAUAAGUAUUUGUGUAACCAUCCAUAUAUUAUCGAGGGUUUAGAGGAACUGCAUUCCAAAUCUGGUCAUUACACAGUAGAGAAGAAUAUCCAGUCCAGUUAAUAAAAGUAGUGGUUCACACUGCCUCUUCAGCCGACUUUGUUGUGUGAUGGUUUGGAGCUUGCUGCAAGCAAAGCAUCUCUAGAAUACACAAUAUUUUAUGUAAUGCGACAUAGUCGAGAGGCCCAGGUGAUUUUUAUACCAAUUUGGUUUCUCUGCAGAUGCCAGAUCCUUUCAAAAUGCAGCAGUUCAGUAAUUGUAAAGUGUUGAUAGUUUCCCCUAAACCCACAGAAUCCUCUGCAGUCCUUGAGGUCACAGGGAAGCCACUCUGGAGAAAUGUGAGCUUGUCACAGCUCUAGAGUGGUGCAAGUUGCUGAAAACCCGUGGCUGUAUUAAGUAUGCGCAGUAGUGCCCUGCUGUCCAAGGUGAAAAAAUAUGUUGAAGGCAGUAAUGGGCUUGCACAGAUUUGCACAGAUAUAAUCCCUUUGCCAGACCUGCUGCUUGAUUUAUUUUCUACAGAUUUUAAGAAAUAUAGGAAUGAACUAAAAUGCUGCUCAAAUUUGAAUCCAGUAAAUAUAGCUGGUGUGCAAACUUACUUUUUGAUGUGUUACAGGUUUAUGAUAUGGCUGUUGGUGGUAUGGGUAUAUAUCUGGUGAAUACAUCCUCAGUUCAUUGAAUUUAUGCCCUGCUUUGAUAAGGUCUGUGGUGCCCAUGUGUUUGAAUCUUUCCGCAGGUAAAACCACAGCUUUGGUGCUAUUUAUGUUGGCCUCUUUUCUGACGAGAUUGAUUCAGAAAAUCCUUGUGUUAAUAGUAAAUUCUAUGCAAUGUUUUUAUCCCAAAACAUGGUUGUUCAGAUUAGUAUGAUUCAUCCCUCCUCUGGUUCUUAGAAUGUUUGAGAAUCCAUCCCUUUUUAUGCAGUUAUUGUGUAGGUUGUGUAUCUACUGCCUCUUUAAGCUUGAUGUGGCUCCAGGAUUAUGUGCCUGGUGAAAGGUGUUUUGAACCAGGUAACUGUUGCAAAUUCUCUGUGAUAACAUAACUAAAAUAAUGCAAUAUGGCUUGUUAAUGGCAAACCAUCUGUUCUCAGUCAUGGUUCUUGAUGGGGUGGCUCUUUGCUGGGGUUUAGGAUUUUUUCACUGAUGGCCAAAGCAUUAUUUGUUAGUCUUGUCCAGCACAAACAGUAGGAAGCCCACUAGUAGUAUGUGAAUAAGUUGUUUUAGCCUGUUAUGAAUCAGCAUGUAUCCCUAUCUACUUAACUUUGUUCUGCCAAUCCGUGCCUAUAAAGAAGAGGUCCAUGCCAUUUUGGAUCCAUUCAUUCUGCAGUUGUAGUCUGAUUCAAAGACUCAUGUAAUUCUUGCCGUGUUUCAAAUGCCAGAUUGUAUAGUUAGCAAUACUGUACAUGCAGUUCCUGUUUGCACAUCCUGGCCUUUCUGGCCUGAUUUCAUUAUGUAUGUACUUGGUCAAUCACCUAAUUAUGCUUAGAGAUUGCCCAACUUUUGACCCCCCGCUUCCCUUGGCCUUCAGCUGUUAGCAGUACAUUUGAUAAUUUCAUAAAUUCAGCUCUUGUGAAACUGAACCUCAAUACAAAUCUACACAAUAAACUCCAAAUGCAAAAUUACCACUCAAAACUUGAAUUUGACUACUAAUAAUCUCCUCCCAAUAUUCUGUCCAUUGCUGUAUUUAACAGAGAACUUGAGGGCAACAUUAACUUUCCUUUGCAGGUUUCCAUCAUUGCCAACAGGAAGUAUUUUCACCAAUGUAAGAGUUUAUCUAUUUCUCAAAUCUGAAGUGGCACAUUUGACUUCAUGAGUUUUCUUCAUAUCACUUUUCCACUAUUUCAAUUUUAUACCCAUUGUAAUUUGUUUAAUGAUGAAAUAGUGAAUAAGUUCUAUUUUAGAUAUCAUGCUUGCAGGUUAGUGCUAUUUCCAAUACCUCACCUUCACAAGAGCACUUUUUUAUAUUUACUCUCCAUUACCCAAAUCAGGAUUAUACUUUUCUGUGAUUGCUCCCCCUCGAUGGCCAAAUAUUUCACAUGGGAUUAUUAUACUCAACAGACUUGGAGAAUUGUUCUAUUAAUCUAUGAGGUUAUAUAAUAACUUUAACAUAAUUUAGGAUUGUGACUGAUUUAGAGAAGGAACCCUAAUUAAAAGAAGCACGAGUACACACAAUGUUGUCAGUGCUUCUUAAAAGGCUUUGUAUUCAAUUAAAUACUUUUGAAACUCAUUCACUUAAUAGACAAAUGAAAACAAUUAGCAUAAACUUAGUAUAAACUUCUACAAUGUUGUAAAUGCGACAAAUGACGUACUUUGUAUUUUCUCUCUCAACACUCCAUUAAGGGAAUAAUCUAGGUUAUGGUGUGCUUUAGACAACACAUCAGUAAAUUUGGAAUGCUUAAGAAACAAGAAUAAAAUAGAAACUGGAUUUUUUUUAAAGAAAUGCUGCAUAUGCUCACAUUUCAAAUGAGUUUAUGCAGUGGUAGAAUGAUAUGGUUCAGAAAAAGGUCAUGGGAAUUUAAUUAACCUUUGAACUUGUGAAACAGCAGAAUGAUCUAUAGUAGCAAAAUCUCUUAUUUUUAACUCAUAUGAACAGAUGGGUUUAUUUUUAGUUUCAGUUAUCUGCAUAGUUUCUGAGGCUUAUGCAGUGGAUAUCAUCUCUGUAGUGUUUUUUUGCCCCUUCUGAAAUGCCAUUGCUGCUUUGAAUACUUCAGGAAUUUUUAAUUGGUAUUGGAUAAAUCUCUCUGGUUUACAUGCAACGUGCCUGUACUCAUCAGAUGAAAAACAUUUGAAAAGGCAUAAUCUGUGAUUUCUGGGGAGCAACUGGUAGAGCAGAUUUUCUUGAGGUUAAUUGACUUACCAUUUCUUUAUACUGUUUAAAAGUGCAAACAAAUUUGGAUCUUUUUUCAAAAAUCUAAAUAUACAUUUUAUACUAAUGAAAAAUAACAAAAAUAAUAUCUUGUGCCUGAUGCAUUUCACUAACAAUCAGGUAAUUUAGCACUGACAGGCAUGUCUGAUACAAAACAUAGGCACAAGCAUGCGUGGCCAGUAUUGAAGAUCUUGCACUGGAUCUUCAAGUGCAGCACCGCCAAUGACUUGCUCUUUGUUAUUUUGUCUACAAACCAUCUGUUUGAUUUUUAAUCAUUUCUUUGUAAAUGAUUUAUUAUUGAGUUAUGGAGUUGCACUGUGUAGAAACAGGCUCUUCUGCUGACUGGGUCUAUGUGGAUCAUCAUGCCUGUCUAUACAAAUUCCACGAUUUCUUAGCCCUCUGUGCCUUGGUCAUGCAAGUAUUUGUCCAGAUGCCUCUUAAAUUUUACUGUUAUAGCUCCUGAUUCCAUAUUCUAGCUCCUCUUUAUGUUAAAUCUCAUCUAAACCUAUGCCUUCUGGUUUUAGACAUCCCUACCAUAAAAACAGAUUUUAUCUUUCUUAUCCAUGCCUCUCGUACUGCUCAGCCUCCUUUGCUCCAGAGAAAACACACAGCCCACCCACUCUCUCCUCAUAACUUAAAUCCUCCAAUCCAGGCAAUAUCCUUAUGAAACUUCUCUAUACCUUCUCUAGCUUAAAGACUUCUUACCUGUAGUAUGGUAAACAGAAUGGCACACAAUGCUUUGUACAGCUGUAACAUGCAACUCUUGCACUUAGUGCUUCAACUUUUGAAGGCAAGCAUGCCAUAAGCCUCCUUCACCACCUUGUCAAACUGUGUUGCUGCUUUCAGUGAACCAAGAACAGCUUCCCAGAACCCUACCUCUCACUAAAGUAUGUCCUGCUCUGGUUUAACUUCCAAAAUGCAUAACUGAGUUCAUUUCCAUCUACCAUUCCCUUGUCCACCUGCCUAGUCAAUCUGUAUCCCAUUGGAACUUAACCUCCUUCAUUGUCUACUAUACCAUUAAUUUUGGUGUUACCUGCAAACUUGCUCACCAAAUAUAUCUUUGUCCUAAUCAUUAAUAUUUAUGAUAACCAACAGAGUCCCAGCACUUAUACAGACAUCCUAUGAAAAACAACACUCCACUGCUUCCCUACCUCCAAGCCAAUUCUCUAUCCAUUUGGCUAGCUUGCCAUGUGUCCUAACUUUCUGCACCAGUCUACAAAGCUGGACCUUGUCAAAGGCCUUGCUAAAGUGCAUGUAUCGAAUAUCUAUCCCUCUAUCCUUGUCGGUCCUCGUGGAAGUAAGAAAUUAUCUGUCUCCCCGUCUUCCCCUCUUCCCACCUAACAACCCCUUUGUACACAACACACUCAUGAACCCAACGCAUCUUUAUUCGUCCUAAAUUUUUGUAAUGUUCAAAGCACACUUGAUUUCAAAAUUUCAAGGCAAGCUUUAUCAGUGGAAAGAUAAAGUUUAAGAGCAAUUUGGAGAAAUUUCAACAAUGGUCAAUUUAAUGUGAGUGGUAGAAUUUUGUAAAACCUGCUUUUGUUCUUAAAUUACUGUUGUGAUGAUUGCAUGUAAUUGAAUCAGCUUUGGUAAGCUGUGCUAAAUUGAGUUUCACCCCGUCAGUACAAUUUCUAUUUGUGUCAGAAACUUUUUAUUAUACAGUGGUCUUGUGUGAAAUCUGCAUAGCAUUUCCACACAAAUGCAACAGUGCUUUGCAUAUUGAGCUGAUCAGGUGUGUUCCUGAGUCCAUGAUUUGGAGUGUAAUGGAAGUUUUGUAAAAAAUGAACCAAUUUGUAAUUAAAAAGAUGUUGCUUAAAGAAAGAUUGGAAUUAUUAUUGCUGCUGAGCAAAGUACUGCCCAGACUGGGUAAUCCUAAUACUCCAUGCAUUUGAGUCAUUAUCAAGGAAGGUCCCAGGUUAAUUUGCUGAUUUGAUUUGCUUCAACUGAUCUUGGCCAGAUUAGCUAUAGGAAUGAAUGGCACUGUCCUAGUAGGAAAUAUAAACUACUGUUCUUCAGAUGGAAAGUGCAUGUUUAUAGAAGUUGGGAUGUCCUUUGUGAUUAUAUAGCCUUCCAACAUACCAAAGUAACUUACAUAUGAUGAAUGACAAUUUUGGUAACAUGCUAGAGCAGGGGUUCCCUUGCUUUACGGUAUUGGUUCAUGGCAUAAAAAAAGGGUUGGGGAACCUCUGUGCUAAGGGAUACCCAGCUCUUCUGGAACCUGUUCCCCAGUGAGGGUAGCAAUUGGAAAAAGCAGGGAAGUGGGCUGAGCACAGUGCAAUGGAAUGGAAAAAACAUAUUUAGUUGAACAUAUGUCAUCUAUAUGCCAUGGUUAAGCUGGAAUAGUGUAGAUAUAAUGGUGAUGACCCACUGUUAAUUAAAUUUGGAUGGGACCCCUUAUUUUCAACAUCGAUUAUAUUUACACAAAGCUACUCUGUUUCACUAAUAGAGUAGAAUGAUAGGUUUGGUCAAACUUGGAUGUACUGAUCUUGAUGUCCUAAAGCUACCUCACCAAUGACUAUACAGCAUAUUGUGUAACAUUUAUAUUUGUGCUGGCUAAAAGAUGUCAAAACUUUAAAUGUCAGGUUUUACUUAAAUUGAUGCUUUUAGAGUUUUUUGUUAGAAUUUUAUUUCCAACUAUAUACAAGCAGAUGAUUUGAUUGAUUUUCACCUAAGAUUUAUUGAAUUGAUAGUCAUUUUCAAUAGUGGUCAAAGUAGUUUUAUCUCCAUUUUUUGACAAAGCUGUUUCUAAAGUGAGGCUCAUUUGAAAGUUCAUGAAGUUAAUGAAAAAUAUGGUUAUGCUAGAUGUCCCUGUGAAAGAAAUUAUACAAUUGAUUUUUUUCAGGUGUUUCCCACAAACCAUUUAACAUUGGUUCAUGUCCAGAGUGAUCUGAUAUCUUAUAACAUUAAUAUUUUGCUUCUUUCUCAGGCUGUAAAACAGACUUAGUACUACAUUGUUGGAAGUUACAGACUGAUCUAAACAAUUGCAGAAUAUACACGCAGUGUGCCUGGUAGAUUGGCUGGAAGCCAUACUCAUCAAGAAUACAAUAAAGGGAAGUCAUGGCAAGUAACUACAGUUUCACAUACAUCAGAAGCUAAGAGUACAAGGCCUUUUUUUUUAUUUGGAAGUUACCAUUUUAAGUGCCUGGCAUUAACAGCUCCAAGACUUUGAAACCAGCUUACUUCUGCUUAUCUAAUGCUCUAUUGAUUUCCAGCAAGGCACCCAUCUAUUUUAAGAAAUGACAGAGACUGCAACAACUAAUGCAAAAUCAUGGAACCUUCAAUUAUGUUUCUUGGCAUACUUAAUGCCACGCAGAGUGGGCAUUGGGGAUCGAUGUACCUCUAACUAGAAGGGUGAAUGUUUACUGGACAGAUGAGCUCAGGCUGGGCCAGUUGUGUACUCCCAUCACUAACUCUUAAUAAUUUCAAUCACUUUCUUUCAUAGUGCAAGAUUACUGAAUACAGUGACCAUGUAGGCACCUAAGUAUAUGUUGAGCAGCAGCAGGAACUUUUACCUCAAGUAGGUCUCAAUGGACACAGUUUCUUCAGUUUCAGAAAACUGGUAAAUUUAUGUUUUGCUGCUGAAAUGAAGGUAGACUCCUUAGUUUGUUUAAUGUAGGACAAAUAUCUGCUGCCUUACCUGAUCCCAUUAGGAGACUGAUCAAUGCAGAUUUCUAUUUUAAAGCUAUGAAUAGUGCUAACUCUGCUGCUAUUUAUAAAAAUCUAUUUGGUAGUUAAUUACAUACUCGUUUGUGAAAGUUGCCUCACUGACUCUUAAGGAUGCGCAAGGAAAAUUACAAUAUUUCAACACAUCAUUAAAAGAGCUGGAAAUCUGAAACAACUAGACCUACUAUUUGCAACAGUUACCAGCAUUUGCUUAAAAAAACAAGACAUCAGUGUUUGACCAGUUGUAAUAAAUUAUUUUGUGAAGUUCUCAGUUCUCUUAAAAGGAAAUACUUUUAGCCAGAAAGAUCGCCAUUUGCCCACUGGUCAAAUACAUAAUCUAUUAUACAUGCAGGCUAAAAGGCCUUAUUUUAAGUGAUGAUGUUCUUGGUGUAAGGAGAGGGCAAUGGUCAACAUAAUUCAGUGCCUUCAACAAUAACUUACAUUUUGUAUAUCACAAUUAAUGGAGUAAAGUACCCCGAGGUUCUUAACAGGGCUGUACCAAAAAAUCUACAGUAAAUAUACAUGGCGCCCAGUUUGUUUCUCACAGGCUAAGUGACCUGUUAAGUCUCUUGUAUUGGGCUAGUUAUCACAGGACAAACUUUGCCUGGGGGGAAAAAAAAGCUUUGAAAAUUGGAGGUGGUGAUGAGAUAAAAGGUUCUUGCUGGUGCACAGGACUACAACCAGAGGCACAGUGUAUUCACAAAAAAUGAUUAGGAAUCGGAUUGUUUGAAAUAUGCCGUAUAAUUAAAGAAUCAAAAGUUCUCUCAAAUUAUUAAUUUGGAAUCCAUAACUAUGUAUAAACGGGACUUAUAGUUGCUCCAAAGAACAUUAAAGGUAUGGAAAUCAAGUGAGGAGAGGAAUAGACUGAGUUGCUUAUAUAGAAACUACAAUGAAAACUUGGUACCUAACUGGGAUAUUCUAAGAACAUGAAGAGACUUAACAGUGUAGUUUCUUCCUACAAAAUAAUUGUGAUGUGCCUUCAUUAAUAAAUCUCAAAAAUGUGGGAAUUGAAUAUUAAAGAUGAAUCUUGCUGACACUGGCUAUCCAUCCUAAGAAUUUGUUGUUGAAGUGGCGAAGAGUCUUUACUUGAACAAACUGGAUUUAAAAAAUGGACAUCACUGUGUCUGUUUUCAAGACUGAGGCACUGCAAAAGUGUAUCCAGACUAAAUCUGAUUCCAGAUAGAUGCAUAUAAGGAAGAUAAAAGUGUGCAAUCAUUCCUAUAAUUACCGUGAAGUGAGGAAUAAUUAUACCUGUAGUUACAUUGUAUAGAGACAAAAUACUGCAUAUGGUGUCAAUAUUUGAGGGAAAUAAGUUGAAAGGAUUUGGCAGAUCAAACAGCAUGUGUGUUGAGAGAAACAAGAUUUUCUGGUUGGUGACCUUCUAAUGGAUGUUGGAGGCGAUUAGCUUUUAAGCAAGUACAUUGCUGGGGAGUAAUGGGUUGGAUGGUGCAGUGAAAACCUGUUAAGGUUUGCCAUGGGGAUGGCAAGGAUGAUUAAAUAACUUGGUGUAGUGGAAAGGGGCAUGUGGGACGUGUGCAAAUGGCAGGUUUUAAAAAUAAAUUGUGUUUGCAGUCUAGCACAAAAGAGCAGUGGGAAGAAAGAUUAGAAAAUCUAACGUAUCAAGAAAUGAUGGCCUGGUCAAGAGAGUGGUAAAAAGGAAGUAAAUGUUAAGCCAGAGUAUUAAUCCAAUGAAAUGCAGCAAUGGGCUAUUCCUAUCCCAUGUAUCAAUUCCAAAUGAUUUUGGUGCAACCAAUGUCCUCAUCAGCACAUAUUAUCCAAAUGAAAAAAGAAGUCAAUACAAGCACAGAAUUAAGAGGGAAAAAAAAGGCCAGAAAAUACUUAAUGUGCAUACUAUUUCUAGAAUUUGUCUAAAGAAUUGGAACAAGCCAUGGAUUCUGUUCCAUCAUUCCUUAAAAUCGUGACUAAACCUCAAUUUCAGCUUCCAAUAUGGUCCUUGUACAUUUAUGUGUCCAAAAAUAUGCUAACCUAACCACUACUAAAUGUCGACCACCUCCUCAUUCUGUGACCACAAUCCCUUUUGGAACUCUCCAGUCUUUGAUCCCCUCAAGCUCAUUUAAGAACACUUCUUGUCUAAAGAGGAUAUAGGUCCAUUUUAUCCUAUUUCCCAUGUUGGACAACCUUCUCGUUCUAUGGGAUUUGAUUUACACAAAAAAGUGCAAAGCUUCUGGUUGUCAUUUUAUCUGAAUAAUAGUGGUCAUAGUGGUUUCCAAGUUUGGUAUUGGAGUGUUAGCCUGAAAUAUUGAUAGAAUAUGCCUGGUCAAUCUGGUGGUGCUUUACACACCAACACAAUACUAACCAAAUCAUUUUUUCUGUAUCCAGGCUCCAAGGGUCUCUAACAACAAGUGAUUGGGUGAUUUUUAACUAAUCAUCUGGAAUUAUCUAAUGAAAUUUAAGAUUAAACUUAGAUUAUUUACAUCAUUCUAUAGAAAAAUCACAUUGAUAUCAGUAAUUAUGCAAAAAUACUUGUUUUAACACCGCUGCCAACAACAUCUUACAACUAUCUCUGAAAUGGUAGUUUAUAAACACUCAAACUUCUGGCUUAUCUGUGGAGUAUGGGUAUGAGUACUGCAUUGAUGGGGAUGAUACCACUUAAAUUAGCACCAGAAUCAGACAGUUACAUUUAAUUAAUGUUUCCAGUAUCUUUCUCAGUUCAUAAAGUAAAAAUGGCUGUUUUUAAAAAAAGGAUCAUUGUGUCCCGUUUCACUGUCUAAAUUUCAUAUUUGGGAAUGGGUAAAAUGAAGGAUAUUUUGUGUGUAUUGUUUGUCCUCACAUUAGUUACAGGUGGAGUAUGAAUAUGAACAAAGUUUCAGAUUACUUCUAUUUCAAGUAAUAAAAAUUGUUUAAAUGUCCAAAUAGAAAGGCCAGAAUUGUUCGAUCUUAGCUCCUUUCUUGCCUGCCUUGACCAAUAAAGAUGUUAGAGUAGUGAAAGACUCCAGGGCUUUGUAAUAUUUGUAUUUAAAUGUGCACUAACAUUUUUUUCUACUUUUGGGAAAAAUGCCAUUCCAAAUUUACUUGAAGUCUUUUGCAAUUAGGUGUUUGUUACUUUCUUGAGUGAAGUCAAUGUGACAGGUGUUCUGACCUCAGCUUGUAUCUGUCCUGUGUUAAGUGUCUGUAAAGUCCUGCCUGAUCAGAUCAUGGUACAAAGAAGCUGUUUCUUAUA